This is a messenger RNA of Hermetia illucens (black soldier fly), 1031 nucleotides long. It is a transcript of the gene viaf, whose product is annotated as viral IAP-associated factor homolog. Gene Ontology annotation, biological process: protein folding. The record is from RefSeq and is a predicted model, not a curated record. The coding region runs from base 189 to 890 and encodes 233 amino acids. Gene Ontology annotation, cellular component: cytoplasm. Lineage: Eukaryota; Metazoa; Arthropoda; Insecta; Diptera; Stratiomyidae. The transcript has 2 exons.
AAGGCCAAGUGACAGCGGCUGUCAAUCGACUAGAACGUGCUGCUCUGGGCGGUAUGAGUAAUCGGUGUCGGGGUUUCUAGUUUUCGGGCAGAUUUACAGGUUUCGAACGGGUUUUUGGCGAUAAAUUUGUUUAUUUCGUUCUAGAAAAUUAAAAUCUUGAAUAGUUUUGUGUGUUUUAACUCAGCAAAAUGGAACCCAACUACGAUGAAGACACCGAAUGGAAUGACGUCCUUCGCGCCAAAGGCAUCAUCCCGCCCAAGAAAAAAGAAGCCGAAAUCUCCGAAGAUCAAAUUGUCUCAAUGAUUGAAAAUGCCAUCGAAGAGAAAACAAAUGGUGUUCCACGAGAGAAACAACUUGGAGACAUGACCCUAGACGAGCUCGACGAACUAGAAGACUCCGAAGACGAAGCCAUUCUCGAAGAAUACCGGCGCAAACGAAUCGCCGAAAUGCGUCUGCUUGCGGAGAAACCGCGAUUCGCUUGUGUUAGAGAAAUUUCCGGGCAGGAUUACGUCGACGAGGUGAACAACGCCGGAAAGGAAAUCUGGGUGGUGCUGCAUUUGUACGCGAAUGGAGUGCCUUUGUGCAAUAUUAUCCACCAUUACAUGAAGGAACUCGCAGUUAGAUUCCCGCAUACGAAGUUUUUGAGAUCUGUGGCUACCACGUGUAUUGCCAAUUUCCCUGAAAAGAAUUGUCCUAGCAUUUUCGUGUACUAUGAAGGGCAGAUGAAGAAACAGUUUGUCGGGCCGUUGGAAUUGCGAGGGGACAAAUUGACAGCAGAAGAAUUUGAAUAUCUUUUAGGAACGAGUGGUGCGAUAGCAACUGAUAUCAAAGAGGAUCCAAAGCGCCAGAUCCGAGAUAAGAUGUUCAGUGACUUGCAAAAUGACUAUUGAUUAUAAUUUUCUCUUAAUUAUUUAUUUGUUUUAAUUGUGUUUAGUUUUAAUAUGUACAAAACGUCAGUUUUUGUAUAAAGAAAGGCAAAGUUGAUAUAUUUUAAAGGAUUUUUAUUCAAAAAUAUAUAACGUUCAUAACAU